Apus apus (common swift) is the source of this 8210-nucleotide messenger RNA. It is a transcript of the gene TRIM33, whose product is annotated as tripartite motif containing 33. Lineage: Eukaryota; Metazoa; Chordata; Aves; Apodiformes; Apodidae. Gene Ontology annotation, molecular function: zinc ion binding; protein binding. The record is from RefSeq and is a predicted model, not a curated record. The transcript has 20 exons. Bases 7 to 3288 code for a protein of 1093 amino acids.
GGAAACAUGGCGGAAAACAAAGGAGGCGGCGGCGGCGGGGAGGGGGCUGCCGAGGCCGGGCCGGGCGGCGGCGGCGCCCCGGAGCCCGCGGCCGCCUCCCCCUCCGGCACCGCGCCGCCCGCGGCCCCCGCAGCGCUGCCCGAGGAGCGGGAGAGCCCGGGCGCGGCGGCAGUGGUCGCAGCCGAGCGCGUUCUGGGGGAGGCCGAGGCCGAGGCGGCAGCGGGGCCCGGCUCCGGGCAGGGGCCAGGGCCCAGCCCCGUGCCCCCGCUGACGCCGGCGGCUCCGGGGCCCUUCUCGCUGCUGGACACCUGCGCCGUGUGUGCGCAGAGCCUGCAGAGCCGGCGGGAGGCCGAGCCCAAGCUGCUGCCCUGCCUGCACUCCUUCUGCCGGCGCUGCCUGCCGGAGCCCGAACGGCAGCUCAGCGUCCCCAUACCCGGCGGCGCGAACGGCGACGUCCAGCAAGUUGGUGUCAUCAGGUGUCCGAUAUGCCGUCAGGAAUGCAGGCAGAUCGAUCUGGUUGACAACUACUUUGUAAAGGACACGUCAGAAGCACCAAGCAGCUCUGAUGAGAAGUCAGAACAGGUGUGUACAAGCUGUGAAGAUAAUGCUAGUGCUGUUGGAUUUUGUGUUGAGUGUGGAGAAUGGUUGUGCAAGACCUGCAUAGAAGCUCAUCAGCGAGUAAAAUUUACUAAAGAUCAUAUGAUCAGAAAAAAAGAGGAUGUAUCUUCAGAGGCCGUGGGAGCAUCUGGUCAACGUCCUGUUUUCUGUCCUGUCCACAAACAAGAGCAGUUAAAACUUUUCUGUGAAACAUGUGACAGGCUGACAUGCAGAGACUGUCAGUUACUGGAGCACAAAGAACACAGGUAUCAGUUUCUGGAAGAAGCUUUUCAGAACCAGAAGGGUGCAAUUGAGAACCUAUUGGCCAAACUUCUUGAGAAGAAGAAUUAUGUAAAUUUUGCAGCUGCCCAAGUUCAGAAUAGGAUAAAAGAAGUAAAUGAAACUAACAAACGAGUAGAACAGGAAAUCAAAGUGGCUAUAUUCACCCUCAUCAAUGAAAUCAAUAAAAAGGGAAAAUCUCUCUUGCAGCACCUUGAGAAUGUAACAAAGGAGAGACAGAUGAAGUUAAUACAACAACAAAAUGACAUCACAGGUCUUUCGCGACAAGUGAAGCAUGUGAUGAACUUUACUAAUUGGGCUAUUGCAAGUGGCAGCAGUACUGCUUUGCUGUACAGUAAACGGCUGAUAACAUUCCAGUUACGUCACAUUUUAAAGGCACGUUGUGAUCCUGUCCCAGCUGCCAACGGAGCAAUACGCUUCCAUUGUGACCCUACAUUCUGGGCAAAGAACGUCGUCAAUUUAGGUAACCUUGUUAUUGAAAAUAAACCAACUCCUAGCUACACUCCUAAUGUGGUGGUUGGACAGACUCCUCCAGGAACAAACCACAUCAGCAAAGCUCCAGGACAAAUCAAUCUAGCACAGCUUCGACUUCAGCAUAUGCAGCAGCAAGUGUAUGCACAAAAGCAUCAGCAACUGCAGCAGAUGAGGAUGGGACAGCCAACUGGGUCAGUUCCCAGGCAGACAAACCCACAAGUCUUACAGCAGCAGCCUCCCAGGUUGAUCAGCAUGCAGACCAUGCAGAGGGGUAACAUGAACUGUGGGGCUUUCCAAGCACAUCAGAUGAGAAUGGCUCAGAAUGCUGCUCGUAUACCAGGAAUACCACGCCACAAUGGACAGCAAUACUCCAUGAUGCAACCUCACCUUCAAAGACAACAUUCUAACCCUGGGCAUGCGGGGCCUUUUCCAGUUGUUUCUGUGCACAACACCACUAUCAAUCCAACUAGUCCUACUACAGCCACAAUGGCCAGUGCAAACCGUGGUCCAACGAGUCCAUCCGUUGCAGCGAUUGAACUCAUUCCUUCUGUCACUAACCCAGAGAAUUUACCUUCACUGCCAGACAUCCCACCUAUACAGCUUGAAGAUGCUGGUUCAAGUAGUUUGGAUCACCUUCUAAGUAGAUACAUUACAGGCAGCCACCUACCCCCACAACCUACAAGUAGCAUGAAUCCCUCCCCAGGACCUUCAGCUCUGUCUCCAGGGUCAUCAGGUUUAUCCAACUCCCACACUCCUGUGAGGCCUCCUAGUACCUCCAGCACAGGCAGCAGAGGAAGCUGUGGCUCCUCAGGCAGAACUGCUGAGAAAACCGGUCUUAACUUCAGGUCUGACCAAGUGAAAGUCAAGCAAGAGCCAGGGACAGAGGAAGAGAUAUGCAGUUUCUCAGGAACAGUAAAACAAGAAAAAACAGAGGAUGGCAGAAGGAGUGCUUGCAUGCUUAGCAGUCCUGAGAGCAGCUUGACACCACCACUGUCCACUAACUUGCAUCUGGAAAGUGAAUUAGAUGCAUUAGGAAGUCUUGAAAAUCAUGUAAAAACUGAACCAGCAGAUUUAAGUGAAAGUUGCAAACAGUCUGGCCAUAGCCUUUUAAAUGGAAAAUCGCCAAUGCGGAGUCUAAUGCACCGAUCAGCUCGGAUUGGAGAAGGCAACAACAAAGAUGAUGAUCCAAAUGAGGACUGGUGUGCAGUGUGCCAAAAUGGAGGGGAUCUGUUGUGUUGUGAGAAGUGCCCAAAGGUGUUUCACCUGACUUGUCAUGUACCAACACUCCUCAGCUUCCCAAGUGGAGAGUGGAUAUGUACGUUCUGCAGAGAUCUGAGCAAACCAGAAGUAGAAUAUGAUUGUGACAAUUCACAGCACAGCAAGAAAGGGAAAACAGCGCAAGGCCUGAGUCCUGUGGACCAGAGGAAAUGUGAACGUCUCCUGCUUUACCUGUACUGUCAUGAACUGAGCAUUGAAUUUCAGGAGCCAGUCCCAGUCUCGAUACCGAACUACUAUAAAAUUAUAAAGAAACCAAUGGAUUUAUCUACGGUGAAAAAGAAACUGCAAAAGAAGCAUUCCCAGCACUACCAGACUCCUGAGGACUUUGUGGCAGAUGUCCGGUUGAUCUUCAAGAACUGUGAAAGGUUUAAUGAAAUGAUGAAAGUUGUUCAAGUUUAUGCAGAAACACAAGAGAUUAAUUUGAAGGCUGAUUCAGAAGUAGCACAGGCAGGGAAGGCAGUUGCAUUAUACUUUGAAGAUAAACUUACAGAGAUCUACUCAGACAGGACCUUCCAGCCUUUGCCUGAUUUUGAGCAGGAAGAGGAUGAUGGUGAAAUAACUGAGGACUCCGAUGAAGAUUUUAUACAACCACGUAGAAAACGCCUAAAAUCAGAUGAGAGACCAGUGCAUAUAAAGUAAUCUAAUUAUAUGGACCUAAAAUUUAUUGUAAAAACUGUUAUUUAAGUGUUCCUGGAAUAUUAUCAUGCCUACAGUGGCCAUCUUGAAGAAGCUGAUAGCUUUUUAAACAGUAUUAGAUUACAAAAAACACUUGUGCAGAAAAGCAUUCUCAUCAAAAGGGGAAAAAAACCUGUAUUGUAAUUUUUUUUCAUUGGGGUUUUUGGUGUUUGUGUUGUUUGUUUUUGUCUUUUCCUUGAUUACUUGCUAUAUUCAUUCUUUUCCUGAUGGAGGGGACACACUCAUCCUGGUCUCACAGAGGAGGAUGAGUGUUGAAGAGAAGCAGAUUUGAUAGGAGAUGUUCCAUGUACAGAUAAGACUGCUUAAUAAAACGUUCUGCAGGACUGGGCCAGUAUAGUUACAGUAUCUUGCUGGGCUGCAGUGUUAACUGUAAGCAACAUUCCUGAAAUCCCCUCUUGGUGUGAACUUCAGUGCGUGUUGGUCGUUGCCUUUUAUCAUCAUCUCAUCCAGGCUGUGUUGUGAACACUUGAUCUUCUGUGUUGACCCAGUUAUCUAGAUUUGACUUUAUACAUUUUAUGUAUAGCAAAAAGAAAAAAAAAAAAUCAUUAAAGUGUUCUGAAUUGGCAAGUGCAGGAGUGUGAGUUCUUGACAGAUGACAGACUAAACUGGUUGUACCAAUCUCUUUUCAGUAGGGCUGAUAUAUUUACUAGGGAUCCUGUACACAGAACAUUUUAAUGGCAAUCAUGAGAAAAGUCUUAGCAUCGUGUCAUCUGUCCCUGAUCCCCCUAAUGAGGCAGAAUGUUAUCUCCAGUAUUCCUUGCCUAAUUUUCUGUACUUAAAAUAUAGACCGAAGAGGUAAUAACUGGUUGGGGUGUUUUUCCAGUCUUCCUAAAUAUCAGUUUCUAAUAGACCACUCGGCAAACAAUAACCUAUUAACUACCAAAUGUGUAAAAUUUCCUGUAUUCACUUUGUCUUAUUUGUAAAUAGUGAAUUGAGAUUUCUUGCAGAUCAGCAACAUUUGCUGAACUGUUUUUAAGCUAAUAUGUAUUCUUAUUAAUUGUUCCUAUCAAGAAAAAAUUUGUAAUAUACGCUAUUUCUAACAUUGCAUUCAUUUUGAGGUUCUGUCUUAUUUUUAUUAGAGUACUACUCAGAACUUUUUUCAGAAGCAGCUUAUGAGCAAAAUGUCUAGAAAGAUUGGAAUAAAUCUGUUGAGAUUGGGUUACUUUCCAUCCACUGAACAAAACACUUGGAUGGGCCAGUAUUUGGCUUGGAGUGGUUUCUGGUCCAAUAUUGAAAACGGAACAAGUUCCCUGUUUCCCUGUGGCAGGCAUCUCUGCAGUGCCUUCCCGUUGCAUACUGCCUUCAUCCUAGCAUUUCUGGUUAGAAAUGACCUCAUCACAAAGUAAUUCUAGUUUGAACAGUUGUUUCCUUCUUUUCUGACAGAAAUACUAGAAAGAAUAAAUGUAAUUUCUGGCCUUCAUGUGGGCCAUAUCUUCAUGUUAAAGUAAGAUGAAGGAAUAAUGUAAUUGGAUGAGGUCAAGUUGACAGACUAUAAAUUUGCCAUAAGAUAUAGUGUGAAUACAGCAGUUCUGUGGUAAAUCACUGAGGUUUUGGUAAACUCAGCAUGAGCAAUUCCUGUCACAUUGUAUAUACUUUACCAUAAUGGUAAAGAUAAAUAUUUUAGCACAAUGUAUUAAAUUGAGAUAUGCGCUCAGCAGUUUUUAUGGAAGUCGCUUAAGAUUUGAUUUCUUUUUGUAAGAACAAAGUAUAUGUACAUUGUGACUGUACCUCUUAAAUAAGGGGACUGAGGGUGUUUGUAAGGUCAAGCUCACCUCUUUAGGUUACACAGAUGUUACACUUAAACUGGCUGGUUUUUUUCACUCCUCAGAUAUUAACAUAGUGCCAGUCUAAAUUUAUUUUUACCAGUUUGUAAGUGAAAGGAAAAGUGAUUCUACUUGAACAUACUAAAUUGACAAGUAGCAAAAACUUUGCCCAUAGAAAGGAUCGUGAGUGUGAAUAAGACACUGAUAGUAAUGAGGGAUCAUUUAACAGCUCUUUGUGUUGCCUAUUUAUGCAUUUCUAGUUUCUCAGCUUCAUUUUGCAAAGGAAUAUUAUUAAAAUUAUCAUGAAAAUAAGAUUUUGUCAAUUCUCUUCAAUUGGGGUUACUGUUUUAACGGCACUUAAGCACUCUGUGUUCCUUACCUUCAGGCCUCAACUUUUUAGCUGCUCACUUUGUAAGGCACCAGACAGGGGUUCAAGCACUGCAGAUCUCUGCUGCCCGAGCUGGAGUGUGGGACAACCUGGUAUCACCUUAGACUGGUCACGGAGUGGGGCAAGGACCAGGCUGCAGAGCUGCAGUCCUGGGAUGGCACAGGCUCCCUGCCUGCCAUGGGAGCAGCACCAUCAUUUUUCCACCCAGACCCCAGAGCAGAUCUCUGUGUUUUGGGAUAACUGCUCCCCAGGACAAGGUAGAAAAAUUUUUGAACAACGUAGGCUCAUGACAGACUGUUCACUUGUUCACCUGCAGACCACCAGUGGUGCUCACCUUAGGCCAUGGGGAGUUCAAGCUCUACUGGUGAACUUAACCCAUUGAAUUCCUAGAGUUGUUCCUUCCAUUCAGCUCACCAGUGUUCUUUAGUAUUAUGUAAAAUUUUGAUUGUGUGCAAGAAAUCUUUAAAAAUUCUUUUUCUUUUAGAUAGAAGAAAUUGAACAAUACCCCACCCCCUUAGUUUUGGAAGUCCCAAUACAACAAUUCAAUGAUUGUUUUGAAACCAGCAAAGUUCUAUUAAAAAUAUAUUUGGAAGGAUAGAUAAGCACUGCUAAUACAUUUCCUAAAUAUGUAAAUAUUCAUCACAGAACAAGUAAAAGUUUGCUCAGUCAAAAUGACUUUUUAUGCCACACCGUAUGUAACUUGUUCAAGUGCAAAUUACUGGGGUUUGUAUUAACAGCCCACUGUGUUACUCUGAACGUCUCUGUGCCAGGUGACAUGUGUGCAAUAUGUGCAAGUGACAGGGUGUUUUACCCCAGGAAUCCGAGCGUGGCUUGAAUCAGAAAAGUUUCAGCAUCAGAGGCUGUGGUGGGUGUGCUCUGUGUGCUGCUCCUGUGUCCUUGCAGGGUUCCAGUGUGAGGGCAGGGAUACAGCCUGGCACUGGGUGUAACAUGCUGCCAGUUCAGACACGUGUAAAAAAGACUAUUAAUGUCUCAAGUUUUGUUGAAAAUGUCCCUGAAGUUUUAAGUUAAUCCAAAGAAGUAAAAGGCAACUUGCUUUUGAAAGAAGAGUGAAAAGUGUACAGUAUCCUACUUGUGGACUUCUCAAUUACCUCAGCAGGUAUCCUGCCAUAUAAUUACUAGUGAUUAGUGAUAACCAGCUGAAUAGGUUCAGGUCUAUUAUUUAACUGUGCCCUGGAAUUAAGUGGCCUAUAGUAUAAUAAGGCAGAGUUACUAUCCAAAAAAGGAUGUUCCCCAAACUAUUGAAAAUAUAAAUGCUCUACGAUAUGUAGAGAGUUUCUUUGGUUUUGUGUGGAAUGUCACCAUUGCUAUUACUUAGGAUAUUUGACCAUGUCAGCACACUUAACACUGGAUCACUGAAAUGUUUUAUAAACAUUUCUGCAAGCCACUGAAACAGAAGUCUUUAAAAUUAGCCCAAAUUUAUAAUUCUGUUGUUUAACCUAGUUUAUUGGCUGACCUCUAAAAGUUUAGGUAAUGGCAACAGCAUUUUAAAGCUGUGUGUAUGAUAUACUGGAAGUUGGCUUUUUCUUUCCUUACUCUCUUCCUUGGAAAAAGCAAUAAAACUGCUUUUGUCUGUUGCCUCUUCGCAUGACAGGAAUCCUUUUCUUUGCAUAGUGAUUUUAUAGGGAAGUUUGUAUGCAUAUCACCAAGUGUAGCUUUUAAAAACAAAGUGUGCAGGAGUUAUUGACGAAAUAGUGUGGCAUUUUAUUUUAAAAAUUGGGGAAAGUUACAUAUUUUUUUAAAAAGUAGGUGUUUUGAGUAAAUAAUGGAGGUACUUUUUUAACAAAAAAUUAUAUGCCACAGUUUACAUAGACAUAUUUCAGAAUGAACAUAUGCAUUGUAUCUUCAGAUAUGGCAAUUUCUGUUAUUUUCUCAAAGUGCGUGUACAGUAACUCUUCCAUCUAGUUUCUGUGUUUGCUUACGGGGAUCCUACUUUAUAUGCUUUCUAAUGGAUCUGAAUUGGUUUUCAAAAAUUGUGGUUAAUUUGGGUAUCUUUAUUAAAAGGGAACCGUUAAAUGUAUGAAAUGCAGUUUUGGCCUUUUCUAUUGAGUGAUCUUACUGCUCAAGGCUGCUUUCUUUGGAAUUUAUUGAAUUUCUACAAGGAGAGGUACUAAAAUAUUUUAUAAGUUCAACUUUUUGCAGCAUUCACUCUAGAGUGUGAGCUACAUUUAAGAAAAAAAGUGCAUGUCUGCUAAUGGCCUGCAAAUGGGGCUAUUUCUUAGGUUCAGAGCACCAUGAAACAUGUAUAUAAGCCUAUAAAGAUUUGUGCAGUUGGAAGCCUGUUUUACAUGUAAACGUACUCAUGGAAGGGUUAAAUUAAUGGCAUUCUUUGAUUAUUUCUUGCUUCCAGUAAUUGAACUGGUUCUUUUUUGCACAUAGUAAACUUUGCUCAUCUUUUAAUAUGAUUCUUCAAAAAGUGCUGUUUCUGUGGUAUUGUAUUACCUGAAUAAUCAUAUUUAACUUUUUUUUUUAAAAAACAAGGUUACUGUUCCUAAUUGUUCUGUUCCUGUGUUUUUUGCUGGUGUGUAAUAAAAAUGUUUUCUUCACAUGGUUAUUUAAUACAUUAGCUACCUGUAAAUAUUUCUUGUUAAGUGCUCUGGAAUGUGCUGUAGAAGUUGUAUUAGGUCAGUUUAAAGCAUUGUUUGAAAACCAUUUUGUUUUGGUUAUUUCUAUUAAAUUGGAAAAGUUACUCUUUC